AUGUGUGUGGCUCCUUGCGCCUGCCGCUACCGCUACGGGGGCGCCACCGUGCCACCGACCGCCUUCACGGAUUGGAUGUCGGAGGUCAUGUCCAGCUGCAUGCCACUUUGCGGCCUCCCAUCAGCUGCUGACUGGCCCAACAGCUGCAACCUGAACCUCUACAUGGAUGGAGAACAUUCGGUGGGUUGGCACGCAGAUGACGAGGUGCUUUUCCAAGGGAAGGUCCAAGAUUGCCGCCUCUUGGCAGCCAGGUCAUGGUAUCCGUAG
Durusdinium trenchii is the source of this 267-nucleotide messenger RNA. The record is from the annotation of a GenBank genome assembly. NCBI's taxonomy places the organism in Eukaryota, Dinophyceae, Suessiales, Symbiodiniaceae.